This is a messenger RNA of Diversispora eburnea, 1701 nucleotides long. Lineage: Eukaryota; Fungi; Glomeromycota; Glomeromycetes; Diversisporales; Diversisporaceae. The record is from the annotation of a GenBank genome assembly.
AUGGUGUGGGAUCCUUACUUUGACGAAACUCCACCUGAAGAAUAUCGAUUUUUGAACUUUUAUAAGUACCGCCAAAAGCAAAAUGAUUUCACUUUUUCAUUUCAAAAAGAAUCGCGAAAGCUUCAGUUGAGUUUGGACUCUUUAUCGAAUAGCAACAGUUAUUCGGAAGACGUUAAGAGGAAGGCCAAUGCGAUGAGGAAUUGCUUCGAGGCAAUAUGGGAGGCUCCAGUAGUCCUGAGAAGGGAUAAAACUCACACAAUUACUAACCAUCGAUUGUGCAAUAAGGAUGUCAAUAAAUUCUGGAACGAAAUUGAGUUAAAAUAUAGCAAUGAUGAACUGCAACAUUUAGAAUUAAAGAAGGUCUUGAGAACAAAACGAUGUCAUGUUGAUAUAAGCAGUAAGACGCAGGAUAUGAUGGAGAACAUGGCCGAAGAAACCGUAGAACAGCAUUUCGCAAUGAAAUCAACAACAAAAAAGAAGGGAGAACCUUCAUCCAGAAAGAGAAAUUUAACCGAGACUGAUGACAGUGAAUGCUUUCCCAGUGAUGAUCUUGAUUUCUCCGGUUCAGAUCGUGACGAGAAGGAGUCAAGUAACAGCCCUACUUCCUCCGAUUCAAAUAAUCAGCAAAAAAAGCGGAAGAUAAAUAAAGGAAAACAACCAAUAAGAAUGAAACGUGGGAGAUAUAAUAAUAUAAGUAUUCAGGCGAGUUCCUCAAACAUUGAAACAACACCACAAGAAAUUCAAGCCAGUUCCUCAAACAUUUCCAACACUGAAACACCACCACAAGAAAUUCAGGCAAGCAUCACCCAAGUCCCAAGAACUCCAUCUCCACGGCCCAAUGUUAAUAACAUUCAGAUCACCCCACAAAAAUCUACACUUUCUACAAAAUCUGUCAAUUAUUUGCAAAAUCAUAUUGAAAUGAAUGUAAAUGAUCAAGGAGCGAUCAUAAAGGAAAAUGAUACUUCGGGUGAAAUUUCUAACUCAAUCCGUAAUUGGCUUGUGACAGUAUUAUUAUCAUCAAAAGAAGAUUUUAUGAAAGCUAUUAUGAGCCCUCUGGGUACAGAUGCAAGCCUAGAGGAUCAUAAAUUUCAAGGGCCAUUAAAGCGAAAUAUCGGUGAACGUACAUAUAUCGUCGAAAGAAUCGUCCCCUUGAUUAAAUCAAUCCAAUCAAUAUAUAAGGAAUACGUGUUCCAUUGGAUUGAAAAAGAAUUGGAGUGCAUUAAAGAAGUGAAGAAAUUAUUUCCCAAGUUCGAUUUACCCAUCAACCAAGCUGAUGGUUUGGGAGUGCCACGUGAAGGAGGAUUCGGAAAAGCUGAUAAAGGAAGCUAUAUUUGGUCUUGUCUCCCUAUUGCGAAUCAUCUAGAUAAGAGCGUGGAAGAGGCAAAAGAUUUAUGCACAUUUACGAUUCAAGGCAUUGGUGAUCGGUUAACGCUCAGUAAACUAUGCCUUAUAAAUAAGCAUGUUUACAAAGUCUCGCAGAUCAAAUCUGCAACCCUCCCAUUUGAAUUCAUCGAUGUGGCGGAUUUUUUGGCAGUUUUUGAACUUAUAUACAUUCUUGUGAGCGAGCUCGAAAUUCAAACAAAAGUAAUUAAUAAAUUAAGAUUAUCCAAAUCAGUCAAUGGCACCACUGUACCAAGAAUUCGUGAUUGGAUUUGGCUACCAGAUUCAGUUUCUGCAUGGGAAUGUAGAGAUUCAAAAUGA